AUGUCUAGUGCAUGUAUUGACGAUGUCGUACUGGCUUCGUAUUUCAGUGACAACUAUAUGUUCAGUUUCUGCUAUACGAUCAACACUUUAUGGUCUCAGCCGAAAAAGAAAAUUAUGAAAAUAAAGAAAUCUGAGAGAAUUGAGUUAGAAUUCUAUGUGGAUAUUUCUGACAGAGAUAAGAACGCUGAACCAGAUAAAAUACAAUAUCCCAAAUAUGUUUACCCCAGCUCCUCCUCAAUACAGUUGGCAAUUCAUUCACCGUACGUUACAGGCAGUCCAUAUUCUUCUGGUAUGGGAUUUCUUGGUGGGAAGCGGUACCAAAUCAAACUCAAACAGGAAGAAAAGCAUCUUUUACCACCGCCUUAUCAAACUAAUUGUACAGACUAUGUAUCUCCCUGGUUAGCAAGAAAUGGAACAGGAUCUCUAAACCAAAUAAUGGUGAUUGAGGAAUGCAAGUACAAUCUUUCUCUGGCUGAAAUGGGUUGUGUUCCUUUCACAGUUGAUUAUCCCCAUAAUACCACAGUUUGCAGGCAUUGCGAAGGCUGCCAGA
This is a messenger RNA of Stegodyphus dumicola, 550 nucleotides long. RefSeq lists its product as uncharacterized. Gene Ontology annotation, biological process: sodium ion transmembrane transport. Gene Ontology annotation, cellular component: plasma membrane. Gene Ontology annotation, molecular function: ligand-gated sodium channel activity. The record is from RefSeq and is a predicted model, not a curated record. Lineage: Eukaryota; Metazoa; Arthropoda; Arachnida; Araneae; Eresidae.